Molecule: messenger RNA, 2207 nt
Organism: Salpingoeca rosetta
Lineage: Eukaryota; Choanoflagellata; Craspedida; Salpingoecidae
Product: beta-lactamase domain-containing protein
Exons: 3
Coding region: 224-1795 (523 amino acids)
Biological process (GO): glutathione metabolic process; hydrogen sulfide metabolic process
Molecular function (GO): sulfur dioxygenase activity
Source: RefSeq, a predicted model, not a curated record
UUUGUCUGUCUGUCUGGCGGUGUUGUGGUGAUGGCGGCUGCUGGAAGUUCAUUUAUCAUCUCUCUGCCAUCGAUCAACAGACCAAGCAAGCAACCAAAAGCAACCUACCUUGUGUGACUGGCUAAGCAGCAACGAAGCGUAGACAACCCCGCGCCCCCUUCACUUGCUCCUACAACUACUACGACUACUGCUCCUACAUACUACGACGACAACCACCACCACCAUGUCCAACCUUCCCGACGACCAGAUUCUCAAGCCAACGAAGACGCUCAAGCUUGAGGAUGGCUUGACCCUGUACACGUUCUACCUCGAGUGCUUGGCCCACGGCUCGUACAUGGUGUGCCACGAAGGCAACUGCUUCAUCGUGGACCCGCGCCGCGACAUCGGCAUCUACUCCAAGUACCUGCAGGACCACAACCUCAAGCUCAAGGGCGUCCUGGAGUCGCACCUGCACGCCGACUUUGUCUCCGGCCACAUGGAGCUGCACAAGCGCUACGGCGCAACCAUCUUCAUCGGCGAGGACGCCGGCGCCCAGUUCCCGCACUACCCCUGCGGGGACGGCGAGAUGUUGCUGCUCUCCAGCAAGUACGCCAUCCGCGCCAUGCCCACCCCCGGCCACACCCCGGGCUGCGUCACCUGGGUUGUUGUUGAGCGUGCCACAGACAAGGCCGUCAUGGCCUUCACCGGCGACACCCUCUUCGUUGGCGGCUGCGGGCGCCCGGACCUCGUCGGCGCCCUCAACCCGGACCUCACCCCAGAGGUGCUCUCCAAGAUGAUGUUCAAGUCCCUGCGCGAGAAGAUCCUCUCCCUGCCGGACGAGUGCCUCGUCUUCCCCGCCCACGGACCCGGCUCGCCCUGCGGCAAGGGCAUCAGCGCAGAUCUCUCCUCCACCAUCGGCAAGGAAAAGGAGACCAACCCUGCCCUGCAGAUUGACGACGAGCAGAAGUUCAUCGAGUUCAACACCGCUGGCCUCGACACCGCGCCGCAGUACUUCCCCAGCGCCGUCAUGGCCAACCUCAAGGGCGCUGACGACCUUGACAGGGAGGUGGAGAAUGUGACAUCACUGUCCAUCUCCGAGUUCAAGGCCGCCAUGGGUGACGACGUCGUCAUCCUCGACACGCGCAACGCCGGGCCUUUUGCCGCCGGCCACAUCAAGGGUGCUCUCAACAUCCCGCUCGGCCUCGGCGGCGGCGUGCACCUGGAGUAUGAGGACGGCAACUUUGCCAUCUGGGUGGGCACGCUCAUCGCGCCCAAGGCAAAGGUGCUCAUCAUUGCCGAGGAAGGCAAGGGCAAGGAGGCCAUUGAGCGACUGGGCCGCAUCGGCUAUGCCCAGCAGAUCAUCGGCAACCUCAAGUCUGGCAUGGAGACCUGGAUUGAGGCCGGCGAGCCCGUGGACAAGUUUGACAAGAUCACAGUGGAGAGCGCCGACACCAUCCGCCAGCUCCAGGCCAAGGGCUAUGUCAUUGUGGACACGCGCACAUCUGGCGAGUACUCGUGCGUCGUUCGCGGCCACGUCAAGGGAUCCAUCAACCUGCCCCUCGCAGAGCUCCCCCAGUCGUGCUCUGCACUGGACCGCGACAAGAAGUAUGUCGUGUACUGCCUUGGCGGAUUCCGCAGCGCCAUUGCCGUGUCGCUGCUGCGCCAAAAGGGCUUUGAUGCCGUCGACUUUGUUGGCGGUUACGACCGCGGCAUCCUGGCAAAGGGGUGCGAGAUGACCACUGCACAGCCCGACGUGUGCGACAAGGCCAAGGCUGCAGCUGAGGAGGCAAGCAAGCCCACCACCGUCUCCAUCUAACACCGCCACUGCUCCCUGAUGAUGAUGAUUGUGGGACGAUAUGAUGUGCGACUGCCGUUGCCGUUGUUGUUGUUGUUGUUGUUAUCGUUGUGGUGGUGAAGGUGGUGGUGUGCUUCUUUGAAAACCCUGGCUAGUUGCUGAUGUACAGAUUUGACCAAUGGGUGUGUGUGUGUGUGUGUGUGUUUGCGUUUCAUUGCUUUGCCCUUCCUCUAUAUUUUCUGGCUGAUACUGAUUCUUAUCUUACAUGAUGCGACACGUCUCACCUCCGGGGACUGUGUGUGUGAGCGUGUGUUCUGGUUCUUUGUGUUCUUUCCUCAUGCGUCAUGUUCAACUUCGCGUAUUUCGCAUCAAUCAAUCAACCAAUCAAAGUAAAGAGCCCAAAGGAAAGAAGGUCAGUAAACGAGGAGCAUGC